AUGGCAGGUACCAAGCGUAAAGCUGACGCGUCUCGCAGCUCCAGCUCAGUAAUCACUGAAGGUAUGAACUUCACUUUGCCAGCGAGAUCGCCAAAGCCUGCCACUAAAUACUGUCUAGACUACUCGACUCAGCCUCCUGCUAGCACAACAGCACAGGGCAGAGGCACUCGCAGCAGUCGAAGUCGUGCUGCUGCUGCUGCUGCCUCGGCUCCUAGUCUGACUGAGAACAAUCCUGUUUCUUCAUCGAAAGCUUCUGCCUCGGGCUCAAAAGAGAAAACUGCAACUGAGACCGCAAACAAAGGUCCCAAAGAGCCCCAUGCAAAGCGUCAGAAGCUUUCACCCAAUUUGGUAGAGGCCCCAAAGCCUUCUAGAUACUCUACAAGGCUCAAGGCUCGGGCAAACUCCCCUCUGUCGCAGGAACUUCCUCCUCAACUGUCGCCUAGGCAGUCACCUCUUGGGUCCGCAGCCGUCUCGACCACUCAAAAUGUCAAUGAUUUAACUGUAAAACAAGACGAUGUAGCCACUCAUGUGCCUGAGCUCACUUUGACCAGCUCUGAUUCCCAGCAAACAUCAGUCGAGAGCCUUACUGGCCCUGAUGCAGAAAGUCAACCUCAAACAAAGUCAGAACCAGCAUCUUCCUUGAACGCAGGCUUGCGUAGCCGUAAGCAAAAGCUUCAAGACUCUCCGACGGGGAACACGUCUGAAGACAAUUCCACGGAAGUUUCUCCAAAGAAAUUGAAACUUGGAGAAAAAGGACAAAACCAAGAAGAAGCGCAUUUAGGCUCUUCCAAUACUCAUUCGGCGACUGGCAGUGAGGAGGCUCAAGAUGCCCAAAGCUCUGAGGUCGCCAGCGAGACAGUCAAUUCUCCUUUGGACCAAGACAAAGAGUCGGCAGCAUCCCAGAGCAUUGAAGAAGUUGACAAUACAAGCUCGGUUCAAAAUGAAAAUGUCAGCAGCUCAGGUACCAGAGGCAAUGGUAACCGUGGUCGUGGUAGCACACGCGGUCGUAGCACUCGAGGAAGAGGUCGAGGUGCAUUGGCUCGCGGUUCUGUCCGUGGCAAAGGCAGAGGAGGUGGACGUGGAGGAUUGAAGGGAGGUAAACGCAACGAAGACGAUUCGGAUAUAGAGAUUGAACGCGAGCGCUCGCUUUCUCCAAGUCCAGCCACUCAAAAACUAAAUGAGAGGCAGAAAGAGUUGAGGCAGAGUUGGAAGCGGCUUGCAGCUACGCAGAAACUCAUGCUUACUGCCCUAGCUGGUCGCACUCAGCAGCGGCUUGCCCGCGACAAGAAUGCUCACCGCAAGGCACCUGAGUAUGAAGAGGUGCAGGCGGCACUUGAGGAAGCGUUACGCAGAAGGGAACAAAUAUUGGAGAAUGAAUACCGGCUCCGUGUCGAACAGGCAGAUCGUUUACUGGAGGCUCAAAUAAAGAUUAUUAACGAACGCUAUGCAGCCAAUUAUGCAAAUAUUCGAGAGGAGCAUUUUUAUGCUGCGAGAGGUGAAUACAUGAGAAUGGUGGAAGGAGUUCAGCACGCCGAGGACGAUGAGCACACAGAGAUAUUGACUCGCAAGCAGCCUGACGUCGACGGCACCGUAGAAGCACCAGUCGAUGUCGCCAAAGAAGAAUCAGUUGAAGCAGUCGAAGUCCCCAAAGAAGUGCCAGCCGAAGUCGUCGCCCAGGCGGAGGAACAUAUCAACUACGAACCUCUAUAUCUCGGUGAGCCUCGGUUUCAGAGGGGUUACAACUCCAAAGCCGUUCGAGAAAUCUCAGGUUCUGCAGCGUAUGAGCUGGGUAAGCACAGCUGGGACGAUUUCAUGCAGCGGGCCAAGAUGAAGGAAAUCAGCCAGGAAGAAUCAGACCCCCUGCAGAUGCUGCUUCAAGCUUCCGCGGAAGCCUUUGAGGGCGAAGAUGGACCCUUGUCGUCCGCCGCUACAGCACCCUCUCAGGCUUUGUCCGCGCUGGCCGAUGCGGCAAGCAACGCACGUCCUGCUGCUGCUGCUGCUUCUUUCAGGGUACCAAUGCCUAUGCCGCCAGCAGAACAACCGCCAUCUUUCCUACUGCCGCGGCCAUCAGUAUCCAGACCUGUUCUCUCUGGAUCCCAUGGUCUUCCAAAUGUGUUUACAACGGGCGGAGGGUUACCUCAGCUGCCACCACCACCAGGCGUUGCAUUUACUCGUCCGGGGCCACUGUCUGGAUUCCUGCCAGGUCAACACCAACAAACCCCCCUUCAACAAUAUCAAGCUCCUCCGCCUCCGCCUCCGCCUCCCCCUGCAGCUUCAUCUUCAGCUAGCAUUCCUGCACCCUACUAUUUUCCAGGUCCUCCGCACACUCACACUCACUCGUACGCGCACGCGCACGCGCAUCAACACCAACCUCCUCCGCCACAGACACAGCCGUCUGGCACACCUCAUCGGCGGUAUUAG
This is a messenger RNA of Talaromyces atroroseus, 2421 nucleotides long. RefSeq lists its product as hypothetical. NCBI's taxonomy places the organism in Eukaryota, Fungi, Ascomycota, Eurotiomycetes, Eurotiales, Trichocomaceae. The transcript has 3 exons. Bases 1 to 2421 code for a protein of 806 amino acids. The record is from RefSeq and is a predicted model, not a curated record.